GCGUACGCAGGAGUCACGAGAACCGUUUCCAUGAAAAUUGAAAUUUUCUAACUGAAUCAACUGGCCACUCGGUGAUGCCGCCCGCGAUAGAUGAUCAUGCGGAUGUUCUGUUCCGCCCUGAUUACGACUUUUGCUCCAAUUCGGAUCGUUUUAUUGUAAAAGACCGAAACUACGUUGUGCAGUACGCCCCGUUGUAUGCAUGUCGGUUACGCCAGGUUUCGAAAGCCGUUCGAGAGAAUGUGUUGGAACGUUUUGGUAAGGAUGUCAUUAUGACAGAAUUAGCAGACCUCGCCGUGCAUGCCGGAAAAACGUGUGUCAUCAUCGGAACCUUAUUCAAGCACCAAGGAUUGAAGCCUUCGAUUCUGAAAGAAAUCAGCGAAGAACACAACUUGGAACCUCAGCCAAUCCUCAGCAAUUUCGUCGGCGAAGAUGAUGAACUGAUUCUUGAAGACGAAAGUCAACGCAUUCGACUGAAGAACGUCGACACGAAUUCUUUAGUUACUGGCGUUGUUGUGGCUGCGUACGGUCGCGAAGCUGACGGAGGAACUUUCGUUUGCGAAGAACUGAUUUUUGCUGGGGAUCGUGUGUUGAAGCCAACGAAGAGACUGCGUCCUGUGAGCAACAAGUAUGUUGCUCUCGUAUCUGGAUUGUGUUUCGAUGGUGGUGUCGAAUCGAAGCUUGAGUUGCAACUGUUCUUGGACGCCAUGAAGGGAACUUUUCCUAUUCCCGGCCUCGAAGUUGAAUCGAUUGUUCGAGUCAUCGUCGCGGGCAAUUCAUUAGCUCCGUGUUCAAGUGAUAAUCUCGACGCUCAAAGCGCAUGGAUUAAAGAUUUGGACACGUUUCUCGCCGAGCUAGCGUCUGUGGUUGACGUCGAUUUGAUACCCGGGGAAAACGAUCCGUCAAAUUUCCAAAUGCCACUCCAGCCAUUGCACGCUUGUCUAUUUCCUCGUGCAGAUGCUUUUCCUGGUUUUAAAAGCGUCCCGAAUCCGUAUGACUGUGAAAUCGAUGGAGUGAGAUUCAUGGGUACUUCCGGUAACAAUGUGAGUGACAUCAAGCGAGUUUCCACCUUGUCGGACGUCGGAGAUAUUUUGGAGGCUUUGCUCCGUUGGGGGCACAUCUCGCCAACUUGUCCUGAUACGUUGGGUUGUUAUCCAUACAGAGAUGUAGAUCCUCUGGUUAUCGACGAAGUUCCUGACGUGUUCUUUUGCGGAAAUCAUGAACUCAGUUGCAGAAAGAUCGAAAUGGCUGUUCAUCAUGGAUCAGAGACUGUUCCCGUACUCAGUCUAUCAGUUCCCGCUUUCAAUCAAUCCAAGAAAGUCAUUUUGCUGAACCUUCUUACUCUCGAGAAGAAAGAGCUGUGUUUCUCUGGUUUCUAAAGACCUGUGAAUUUCCGUUCAAAUAUAAUUUCACAGUUUUCUAGCUUC
Messenger RNA from Notodromas monacha, 1424 nucleotides. NCBI's taxonomy places the organism in Eukaryota, Metazoa, Arthropoda, Ostracoda, Podocopida, Cyprididae. The record is from the annotation of a GenBank genome assembly.